Messenger RNA from Phanerochaete carnosa HHB-10118-sp, 171 nucleotides. RefSeq lists its product as uncharacterized. The record is from RefSeq and is a predicted model, not a curated record. The annotation marks the transcript as partial. Lineage: Eukaryota; Fungi; Basidiomycota; Agaricomycetes; Polyporales; Phanerochaetaceae. The transcript has a single exon.
AAUAUCUGUCUCUCAGGCCUCGUCGUCUACGAGUUCCUGAUCACCAUCGAUGGCGAGGUCAAUAUAGUCUGGAAGAGACCUAUCACUGCAUCCGCCGUGCUCCUUGGUUCAGUAAGAUGGUGCUUACUCCUCUCGAUUGUCCUGCAGCUGGUUCCGGCAACUCCGGAUGUA